Diaporthe citri is the source of this 1572-nucleotide messenger RNA. RefSeq lists its product as uncharacterized. The transcript is spliced from 7 exons. Bases 1 to 1572 code for a protein of 523 amino acids. The record is from RefSeq and is a predicted model, not a curated record. NCBI's taxonomy places the organism in Eukaryota, Fungi, Ascomycota, Sordariomycetes, Diaporthales, Diaporthaceae.
AUGUCUGAAACACCUAUUCCCAUCCUGACGACUGGCCGCACGGAUGCCAUUGGGCGCCAGGUUACUGCUCUCAUGAAGCCAGAGUACGAGGGUGAGUGGUCUCCCUUGAUCCUUAUUCCUAUUCUGAAUUCGAUCAUGGACGAGCUCCCCUUCCUCCUGAAAGGGACCGUACCGCCAAACCCUUCCAGCACACUGGGGAGCGGGAACUGGUCAUCGCCCCCUCAGGCUCUCCUCAUCGGCGGUGCUUACCAGGACAAAGACGUCGAAGAGGUGGUCAAGCUGGCGAAGAGCACCGACGGGGCGAUGGAAAUCCCGUGGCUGAGGAUUGAUAGCAGGAAGAUGAAGGCUCCCGCUGGAGAGCCGACGCCAGAGGAGGCUGCGGCGUUCGGGAAGGCGAUAGUGCGGAGGUUCAAGGACGGCCUGGACAAGCUCAAGCAGGAGGGCAAGCUUGGUCAGGGCAAGGGCGGCAUCUACCUUAUCCAGGAGUUCGUUCAAAACGCGGCCCAAGUGUCCCACAAGAUGACGGUGUAUACGAUCCUCAUCACCGGCGCCUCGGGCUACCUGGGCGGGACGCUCCUCGCCCGCUGGAAGGGCGCAGACCUCCCAGCGUACGACAGGCUCUACGCGCUCGUGCGGACGGAUGCACAAGCAAAGGCCGUCGAGCAGUACGGUGCUGAGCCCCUCGCCUUUGACUCCAGGGGUGAGGCUGCCGUGCGCAAGGCCGUUGUGGACAACAAGAUCACCAUCGUGUACUACCUGAUCGACGCCAUCAGGGGCGAGGCCCAGGUGAAUUUCAUAAAGGCGCUGGCGGAGGUCAAGAAGGCGACGGGCCAGGAGGUGCACUUUCUACACACGACCGGAGCCAAGAUGUUCUCGUCCCAUGCCGGCGCACCCACAGAUGCACCGCUGCUAGACACGGACCCGGCGCUGUACUCGAUCCACAAGACCCAGGUGGAGACAGCCCCGUUCGAUCUGAUAAAGACUGCCGUAAGCACCAACAACACCGUCAUCGAGGAGGCCGAGAGAUAUGGCGUCCGCAGCUACAUAUUCGCGCCAUGCAUGGUCUACGGAAGGGGCGAGGGCUUCGGCAACACCAUCUCGAUCCAGACCGUGGCCAUCGUCAAGGCAGCCCAGGCCAUGAAGAGGGUGUACAAGGUCGACGAGGGGCGCCCGACGUGGCCCGUCUGUCACAUCCUAGACAACACGACCCUGUAUCUCGACAUCCUCCGCACGAUCCUCGCCGGGAAGGAGCUGAGCCACGGCAAGGCUGGGUACUUCCUCGCCUCCCCCGGGAGCGUGGCCUGGGACGAUCUCUACACGGCCAUGGCGUCGGCGCUGGCCAAGAGGAACAUCAUUGGCGAUGAUUCGGUGGUGCCGGCGAACCAUAGUAUCCUGGAGCAGAUUGGGGAGGCGCUCGGCUGCUCUCCUGAGUUUGUGGGGGUGCAGAUCGGCGGUCGAUGCACUUUUACUGCUGAGCACGGCAGCAGGAUCGGGUGGAAGCCGCAGUACCCUCCGGAGCACAUCAUCGAGGAUGCAGAGAACGAGGUCCAGCUUAUCUUGGACAACUUGUAG